AACCCGGAAGUGUAAAGCAUCAUGGCGCUGCAGUGAAGAAGUCCUCAAUGAGAUCUAACCUCACAUCAGGCAGGUGAUUUUUAUGUAAGAUAUAAGGAGAUCAUGCUGCUCCCAACGCUCAGACAUGUAGUCCGGUGCGGCUACAGAAACGCAGGGAAAGGAUUUCAACAGAAUCAUGUCACACCUUUGAGACAAUGGCUAUAUCAGAGAGGGAAGACCACCGCUGUAGGCCAGACUCUAUCUGCACAGAGUUCCUCCAAUGCACUUCCCAGUGCUGCAUCAAACCGCAUUGUAGGGCGCUGGCUGGUGGGUUGCAGUGGCCUCGUUCUGGGAGCUGUUGUUCUGGGAGGAGUAACAAGACUGACCGAGUCGGGCCUCUCAAUGGUGGACUGGCAUCUGGUGAAGGAGAUGAAGCCACCACAGACACAGGCUGAGUGGGAGGCUGAGUUCUCCAAAUACCAGCAGUUUCCUGAAUUUAAAAUAAUGAACCAUGACAUGACCCUUACAGAGUUUAAGUUCAUAUUCUACAUGGAGUGGGGGCACCGUAUGUGGGGAAGGCUAGUGGGGUUAGCCUACAUCCUGCCUGCCAUGUAUUUCUGGAAGAAAGGUUACUUCAACCGCUCGAUGAAGGCUCGUGUAGUGGGCCUGUGUGGCUUCGUUUUCUUCCAGGGUCUUCUGGGUUGGUACAUGGUGAAGAGUGGACUGGAGGAGAAGCCAGACUCGUAUGACGUUCCUCGUGUGAGUCAGUACAGGCUGGCGUCUCAUCUUGGUUCAGCUCUUUUACUCUAUUGCGGCAGUCUUUGGACAGGGCUCACACUAAUGCUACCUGACAAUAAGCUUCCUGACUCCAGACGUAUUGUGCAGCUCAGGAGGUUUGCUAAGGGCACAGGGGCAUUGGUCUUUCUCACAGCUCUCUCAGGAGCCUUUGUCGCCGGCCUUGACGCCGGAUUGGUGUACAACUCUUUCCCCAAAAUGGGCGAUUACUGGAUCCCGGAUGAUCUUCUUGCCUUCUCCCCAACAAUCAAGAACAUUUUUGAGAACCCCACCACUGUCCAGUUUGACCACCGCAUACUGGGCAUUAGCACAUUAGCAGCCAUCACCGGCCUCUUCUAUUUCUCCAGACGCAUGCAGCUGCCCAGGAGGGCAAAGAUUGCAAUCGGCUGCUUGACUGCCACGGCAUACACACAGGUCCUCCUAGGAAUCAGCACGUUGCUCAUGUACGUGCCCACUUCCCUGGCAGCCACACACCAAUCCGGAUCUGUAGCACUGCUCACCUUCGCCAUCUGGGUCCUCGCAGAACUACGCAAGGUUGCCAAAUAAUUCCUGACUUUCUGCCUCGAUUCCCACCAGGACUAGUUGAAAGACUCCAUUACUGUGUCACGUUUCCGACCCAAAUCUCACCCCAUGAUGUACAGUUCAGUAAUAUCAUCUGACAUUUGGGUUCCCGGAUUAAAGUUGAAAUGUUUUAUGAUGAUGUAAACUGUCAGCUUGUUAUAUAUCAGGUCACUCUCGACAUGACAGGUUAAACUGGAUUAAUUUGGAAUACCAGAUGUGCCCAGAAGUAUAUUGUGCAAAAGUUUGCACGCCCUUUGCAUUUAUAGUACCUUUUUGAUCUACGUUUUUCCUGGUAACAGCCACAACCUCUUUCAAACCACCUGUUACUGUUCAAAUCCCCAUAAGGACAGUAUAUAAAUAUAUUUGUAGCUUAUUUAUACAGUACAUUACAACAAUACAUGUUUUCCACCUUUUUUUAUUCACAUAAAUUGGUAAUCAUGACUUUCCGUCCUCUCUUCGCUUCAUUUUCAAUAUAUGGGAAACAUACGGUAUACAGACCUUUUUUACUGUUACUUUUU
Molecule: messenger RNA, 1853 nt
Organism: Clarias gariepinus (North African catfish)
Lineage: Eukaryota; Metazoa; Chordata; Actinopteri; Siluriformes; Clariidae
Gene: cox15
Product: cytochrome c oxidase assembly protein COX15 homolog
Exons: 9
Coding region: 103-1320 (405 amino acids)
Biological process (GO): heme A biosynthetic process
Cellular component (GO): mitochondrial inner membrane
Molecular function (GO): oxidoreductase activity, acting on NAD(P)H, heme protein as acceptor
Source: RefSeq, a predicted model, not a curated record